AUGUGGUCACACUUUUCUCAUCAUUUCUCUGAAGCUUGGAAGAAUAAACCAGUUCUUGUAGGAGAUUUCAAGAGUGUAAGGCUUAGUGAUCAAUUUCAUUUGCUUGAGGCAAAGUUCUCUGAAGAAGAAGUCUGGGCAGCUGUAAUUGAUUGUAAUGGGAACAAAGCUCCUGGGCCGGAUGGAUUUAACAUGAUGUUUUUUCAAAAGUUUUGGAAGAUGCUUAAGGAGGAGGUGCUCAACUUUAUGAAGGAAUUCCAUUCUAGUGGCAGAUUAGCAUCAGGUUUUAACAGUACCUUUAUCACACUGAUUCCAAAGAAAGAGAAAGCUAUCACCUUAAAUGAGUUUAGACCUAUAAGCUUUGUUGGUUCUGUGUACAAAAUUCUCUCUAACGUCCUUGCAUCUAGACUCAAAAAAGUUAUGCCUAUGAUUAUUGGUGACUCACAAUCAGCUUUCUUGGGAGGUAGAAACAUUUUGGACGGAGUUUUGGUUGUAAAUGAAAUUGUUGAUAGCUGGCUUAAAACUAAGAAAUCAGGGCUGUUAUUCAAGUUAGAUUUUGAAAAGGCUUUUGACUCUAUUAAUUGGGACUUUCUUCUCUCAAACUUUGGGUUUGGCACCAAAUGGAUUUCAUGGAUCAAGGAAUGUGUCUCUACUGCAAGAAUUUCAAUCCUUGUUAAGGGCUCACCAAUUAGGGAAUUUUAUCCUAAAAAAGGCCUUAGACAAGCAAACUUCGAGUUUGGUACCAAAUGGAUCUCAUGGAUCAAGGAAUGUGUCUCUUCUGCAAGGAUUUCAAUCCUUGUUAAUGGCUCACCAACUAAGGAAUUUCAUCAUCAAAAAGGCCUCAGACAAGGUGAUCUUUUAUCGCCAUUUCUUUUUAAUUUGGUUGUUGAAGCACUAAACAUUCUCCUACAGAGAGCUAGGGAGUUGAAUCUGCUCAAAGGGGUUGUCAUUGGAAAUAAUCAAGCUCAGCUGUCCCACCUCCAAUUUGCAAAUGACUCUCUCUUGUUCUGUGAAGCUGCGUUAUCAGAAGUCCUCAGUUUGAAAAGAAUCCUCAGGUGCUUUGAGGUAGCUUCAGGUCUCAAAAUCAAUUAUCAUAAAAGUUUGGUUUAUGGGGUUGGUAUUUCAGGCACUGCUCUAGCGGAGUUUGCAUAUCUGUUGAAUUCCAAGACUCAAAGUUUACCACUCAAGUAUCUUGGAUUGCCUCUGGGUGCUAUUCCCAAAAGAAAGAGGAUGUGGAAACCAGUUGUUGAUAAAUUUAACAUGAGGCUUGCUGGAUGGAAAAAUGAGGUUUCUCUCCUUUGCUGGGAGGUUGGCUUUAGUGAAGGAGUAGCUAAGGAGAUAGACAAAAUUCAAGCUUCAUUUCUUUGGGGAGGCCCUGAUCAAAAGAGGAGGAUUCAUCUUGUUAGAUGGACAGAGGUAACAAAGAGUAUAAAACAAGGUGGAUUGGGCAUCAAAAGAAUAAAGGAUGUGAAUGUGUGCCUAUUACUCAAAUGGUGGUGGAGGUUUGCCUCUGAUCAUGAAUCAUUAUGGAAGAGGGUCUUAUGUAGUAAGUACAAGUUUCUAGGAGGGUCAUGGCUUCCAAACCUCUGCUCUAGUAACCAUCAUUCAACUAUCUGGGGUGGCACUGUGGCAGCAGCAGAUAAGCAAGAGUCCCUUUCAUUGUUUUAUGUUAGCAAUCUUCAUAUGAAAGUGGGGAAUGGUUGUAGAAUCAAGUUUUGGUAUGAUCACUGGUGUGGGGCUCUCUACCUCAAAGAUGAUUUUCCCAGGCUUUUUCAACUGUCCAAUAACAAGGAGGGUCUUCUCAAGGAGUUUGUGUCAAGUUCAGCUGCAAUCUGGUUGUUUACCUUCAGGAGAGCACUCUUUGAAUGGGAAAAAGAUGAGCUCAAUAGACUUCUUAUCACCGUAGCAGCACCUCCCUCCUUGAAUCAAGGUGUUGAUGAUAGUGCAGUUUGGACAGCACUAAAACCUGAUCAGUCUCUUGUUUCUAAUCUUUAUAAUCAUUCUAACCUUGCCUUCGGUAACACUUCUAAUUCAAGUGGUUUGUGGUGGGCAAGGUACAUCUGUAAGAAAAAUGAGAGGAGAAUCUGGCGUGCCAUUCCAUUGGUCACUCUAUGGUCUAUCUGGAAGAUCAUAAAUGAGUGCCUUUUUCAAGCCUCCCAACUAAACACUCAGUUGUUGCAGGAUCUUAUUAUCAUCAGGCUUGCAAUCUGGUUAAAGUCCUCCACCAAAGAUUUUCCAUUCUCCAUUAAUGAUCUUCUCUUCAAUGUUUCUGGUGAAAGGCACUGCAUCCGCUCAUGA
Molecule: messenger RNA, 2295 nt
Organism: Camellia sinensis
Lineage: Eukaryota; Viridiplantae; Streptophyta; Magnoliopsida; Ericales; Theaceae
Source: RefSeq, a predicted model, not a curated record